This is a messenger RNA of Fusarium sp. VM40, 1320 nucleotides long. The record is from the annotation of a GenBank genome assembly. NCBI's taxonomy places the organism in Eukaryota, Fungi, Ascomycota, Sordariomycetes, Hypocreales, Nectriaceae.
AUGCCGUCGAACGAAGAGUUACUCAACAACUUUCUCAAGACAUAUUCCUACGCAACCAAAUAUAUCAAGUGCAUCCGCAUUCAAUGGGUCGAUUACUCAGGUGUGCUGCGAGCUCGCUUCCUCCCAGUCUCCCGCUGCCUGGAAAUCGCUAAAAACAACGAAACCCUCCGCCUCGCCCAGAACAGCAUGCUAAUACCUAUCUCCACUGCUCCACGAAUGUUCUCUAUCGGCGAUUACCAUGAGACAUGGAAUCUGCAGCCAGACUGGUCUUCCCUGCGCCGCUGCGGCUUCAAGAACAAUCACGCUUCGGUCAUGAGCUUCGUCGAUCAGAAAGACUCCGCAUCGAGAUUCGACAAGUGUCCACGCACACUUCUUGUACACACUCUUGAGCGCCUCAAGAAAGAACUGGGUGCAGACGUCCUAGUAGGCUUUGAGAUUGAAUUUGUCCUCCUUGAUGAGUCGAACAACAUCAUCAAGCCACUGGAUCGACUGAAUGGAUACUCGAGGCCCGCUGGACUACGGGGAGAGACGCUGGACCUCGUUGAGGAGAUUGUUGAUGCCCUUAAGCAGUCCGGCAUCAAUAUCCAUCACUUUCACGCAGAGGCUUGGGAUCAGCUGGAGAUUGCUCUAGCGGCCGAGCCUGCAUUGAAAGCUAUAGACUCGCUGAUUAUGGCCCAAGAAACGAUUCGAACAAUCUGCAUACGCCGAAACCUCAGGGCAACCAUGACUCCAAACCCGACACUGACGGGACCGCUGAGCGGCUUACACCUCCAUCUUUCCCUCGGCAAGCUGGAGGGUGGCUCCGGGGAUAAUUUCAUAGCCGGCGUUCUCAACCAUAUGGGCUCGCUAUGCGCUUUUGGCAUGGCCAACUAUGACAGUUAUGUGCGCUCCGUGGAUGAUGCUACCGGAUCAUGGAUCGGGUUUGGCACAGACAACCGCGACUUGCCGGUGCGAAAGAUUGAUGAGUUGCACUGGGAGUUUCGCAUGAUGGACGGCACCUCGAACCCAUAUCUAUUUGUCGCGUCCGUUCUGCUUGCUGCCCUGGACGGAGUCAAGAGUGAGACCAAGUUGCUAUGGAAGGAUUGCAAGUUCUUCCCCCAGUCGAUGGACGAGAGGAAACGGGCCGAGUAUGGGAUGGAUCGAAGCAUGCCAACAACUCUCAAAGAAGCGUUGGACCACCUGAAGAACGACGAGGAUUUCAAGACCUGGAUCCCUGAGGACUUAAUGAAGUGGUACAUAUCUGUCAAGGACAAGGAGGUCGAAACGUUUGGGAAGAUGUCCGAUGAGCAGCGGCGGCUCCGCUUCCUCGAGUACUUCUGA